Messenger RNA from Pseudogymnoascus destructans, 444 nucleotides. RefSeq lists its product as uncharacterized. The coding region runs from base 1 to 444 and encodes 147 amino acids. The record is from RefSeq and is a predicted model, not a curated record. The transcript is spliced from 3 exons. Lineage: Eukaryota; Fungi; Ascomycota; Leotiomycetes; Thelebolales; Thelebolaceae.
AUGUGUGCUGGGCUGAUGGGAUUCUGCGCAGAAUUCCAACUUUUUGCGAUGCCGAUUCUGACUCCCGCGGGAGCUUUGUCGGGUGCGUUCCAUGUCCUCUGCCUGCGCUGCCUUCGGGCCAAAGCUCGUGGCAUCAAGGACCACGAUUGUGUCUGGUCCCCCGCCUCCUCCAAGUGCGAGUACUGCACGGCGCAGCACUCCACCUGCGUUCUGCUUCCCUGGUUCCUCGAUGAGGAAUACCGUGUCCUUGCUGCUGCUGAAGCAGCACAUCCUUGGGACCCUGUCGCUGUUGAAGCUGCUGCUGCAGAGGCAAACCGGGUGGCCCUUGUGGCUGCCCAAAGUGUCCCGAAAUUCCGCUCGGCCGCCGAGCGCGACUCCCGCAACGUCUACUACGAAGGAUACAAAAAAGAUGAAGGGGGAACCCCGUUGAGUCUGUUUCCUUAA